Aspergillus ruber CBS 135680 is the source of this 664-nucleotide messenger RNA. RefSeq lists its product as uncharacterized. NCBI's taxonomy places the organism in Eukaryota, Fungi, Ascomycota, Eurotiomycetes, Eurotiales, Aspergillaceae. The coding region runs from base 7 to 420 and encodes 137 amino acids. The transcript has 2 exons. The record is from RefSeq and is a predicted model, not a curated record.
AAAAAAAUGUCAACUGCAUCACAACCCAGACCUAUGGAAGCUCAGUAUCAAGCUGAGUUCUACAGGGGAUUUGUCCAUACAGCAGGGCGAGGUGUACCGAUAUCCACUGAAUGGUCAAGAACCAGGGAUGGUCGAGUGGAUUUCUAUAUCCCAGAAAAGAAAUGGGCGAUUGAAUUGUUGAGAGAUCAUAUUGAAGUCAGUGAACAUAUCUCUCGAUUCAAGGACGGUGGAAAAUAUCAUCCCUGGCUGAAAGAGAAAAUGGUCAAGGAUUGGAUCAUAAUCGACUGUGCGACUUCUUCACCAACCAAAGAUUUCUCCGAACCUAAGCUGUGGCAUGCUGUGUUCGCCAAUGAUUAUUCUAAAUUGCAGUUGUAUAACCAUCAGCAAGCUCUUACGAUGUCUGUGCAUCUAAAGAAUUGACAAGAAGCAGGGAUGAUAUGGCUAUUACACUGAUUACUUGCGUCUGUCUUUCAUUGUGGUAUCUUUGUUAGCUAUAGCCAACCUCUCGACUACCAAGCAAUCAGAUGAAUUCACCUGGUUUCCUUUGUCUCACCCCUGUGGCUUCUUCUCUUUCCUCUUCAGGGCCGAUAUUCUCGUCUUAUGGCUACCUAGUUUAGAUUAAUAAUACUAUCUCGUUUUAUCUACUAGACCGAGCCCGUGACAA